UCUGGUCUAUACUUCCGUCAAUAAUAUUUGGCGCCAAUAUUUCAGGCUUGUGUUUGUUUAACUUACUGCGAAGCACAACCUCGGUUAUUAACAAAAUGAGUCUUUGGGUGGACAAAUAUCGGCCAACAUCUCUCAAUAAGCUCGACUACCACAAAGAUCAAGCAAAACUUCUGAAAAGGCUUGUGAAUCAUGGUGAUUUCCCUCAUCUGCUUGUGUAUGGACCCUCGGGUGCUGGUAAGAAAACCAGGGUAAUGGCACUGCUGAAAGAACUCUAUGGAAGUGGUGUAGAAAAACUUACCAACCGACCAUAUUCUUUCGUAACACCGUCAAAGAAAAAACUAGACAUUAUGACAAUUUCAAGUAAUUAUCACAUAGAGGUAAAUCCCAGUGAUGUUGGUGUACAGGACCGUGUUGUGAUCCAAGAACUGAUCAAGUCAAUUGCUGAGGUCAAUCAGUUAGAUAUAAAUUCUCAACGGGAUUUCAAAGUUGUUAUCCUCACUGAAGUUGACCGUUUAACAAAAGAUGCCCAACACGCUCUCCGAAGAACAAUGGAAAAAUAUAUGGCCACUUGUCGGAUCAUCCUUAUCUGUAAUUCCUCAAGUAAAGUUAUUCCUGCCAUAAAAAGCCGUUGUCUUGGAAUCCGGGUACCAGCACCUUCUGUUGAUGAGAUCUGCCAAGUUUUGCAGACAGUAUGCAAGAAAGAAGGCCUCACGUUACCAAUAGAACUUGCCAAAAAGAUAUCACUGGUCAGCGAGAGGAACAUGAGAAGGGCUCUUCUUAUGUGUGAAGCCUGUAAAGUCCAACAGUAUCCAUUCAGCGUUGAUCAAGAAGUAACUGAACCAGACUGGAAGCUUUAUCUGCAAGAAACAGCUGGAUUGAUGGUACAACAACAGAGUCCACAGAGGCUUUUAGAGAUCCGGGCUCGUCUCUAUGAACUCCUUACUCAUUGUAUACCCCCUGAUAUAAUUAUGAAGGGUCUCCUACAGGAGUUAAUCACCAACUGUGAUGGUCAACUCAAAGCGGAAGUUGUCAAAUCAGCUGCUUAUUAUGAACACCGACUGCAACUUGGACAGAAAGCUAUCUUCCAUCUUGAGGCCUUUGUGGCCAAAUUCAUGGCCAUCUAUAAGCGAUUCAUUGAAGAAGGAAUUGCUGAGCUUUUUUAAAUUGUACCCUUUUUUUUUUCUGUAAAAAUAAAACUGAAUAAAAUAUAC
Molecule: messenger RNA, 1211 nt
Organism: Octopus sinensis (East Asian common octopus)
Lineage: Eukaryota; Metazoa; Mollusca; Cephalopoda; Octopoda; Octopodidae
Product: replication factor C subunit 3
Exons: 8
Coding region: 96-1163 (355 amino acids)
Biological process (GO): DNA-templated DNA replication; DNA repair
Cellular component (GO): nucleus; DNA replication factor C complex
Molecular function (GO): ATP hydrolysis activity; DNA binding; DNA clamp loader activity
Source: RefSeq, a predicted model, not a curated record